Nymphaea colorata (pocket water lily) is the source of this 949-nucleotide messenger RNA. RefSeq lists its product as uncharacterized. The record is from RefSeq and is a predicted model, not a curated record. The transcript is spliced from 2 exons. NCBI's taxonomy places the organism in Eukaryota, Viridiplantae, Streptophyta, Magnoliopsida, Nymphaeales, Nymphaeaceae. The coding region runs from base 452 to 778 and encodes 108 amino acids.
AUAAAAGGAAGGAAGGGAGGAGGGCCAGGGCGCCUGCCUUCUCGCCUUCCUGCUCGUCGGCUCGUUUGACGCGAGUUGCGGCCUCAGUCCCUGCCGAGGGAAUCUGGUUUUACAGGCCCAAUCAGCAGAGCGCCACCGAUUGAUCCUCUCUUUUGCGGCUUUUCUCCUCCUCCUCCACCUCCAUCUCCCCAUCUUCAACCAGAAGACAUCCCUUUUUGCUGUCCCCACUGCAACAUGAAAAUAAAAAAAUAAGCCCACAAGGGGAGACCUCCUUCGUCCCUCCUCUCAUAGCCCACGUUUCCCACUCCCAUCUCUCAUUCCUUGUCCGCUUGCUUUGCUCUCAACCACAUUCUAAGGCUGCCAUUGUGGCCGUUUAGCCCAAGAAGCAACGCGUAUUUGUUCUUUUGUUUUUCCCUUUUUUGUAGUAUUGGUGGUUUCUGUAGUUGAGGCCAUGGCCGUUGGAGUCUUUGUACACCUGCUGCUGGUGCUGCUUGCUGCAUCUGUUGUCAACCAUGGAAGCUGCUCUCCUGUGGAUUCAAAUGUCUCAUCAACCCUUGUACCAAUUGGAGGACAAGUAAUAAGACCAUUUUUCAACGAAAGCAGGAGGCGACUUGGGAGUUUUCAGAUUUGUGCACUCUGUACAUGCUGUGAUGGGCCAAGGCGCCUCUGUUUAGUGUCUCCUUGCUGCUACGCGAUUACCUGCAACAUCCCCAACAGACCAUUUGGGUUCUGUUCUUUCGUCCCCAAAACCUGUAACUGCUUCGGAUGCAGUCUUUGAUCUCAACUCCCCCUCUUUCUUCUCCCUUUUGAUCUUGGGAAUUUGUGAUGGUGUUGUUGUAAGGAUCGAUUGAUGAAAUCCUCUUUUUCGUCUUUGUUUGGUAUUCAUAAAGGGUUGGCAUUGUGUUGCUGCAGUCUUAAUACAAGAUUUAUUUCUUCUUGGCCUGGUUAA